ACAUGGGAGCUCUGGUACGAAAUAGCCACGCUGCCUCUCUCUCUCUCUCUUUCUCUCUCAACGCUGUGUGUGUGUGAUGCUGAGUGUGUGCGCGCGCGUGUGUGAAGACGUGAAGACGACGCGUCAGAUACUCGAACCGGUCAUCUUUUCACCCGAACUGCUUGGUUAUCUCGUGACACACCAGGCAGACCGAGCGCAUCCGCGUGAUUAAUGGUGCUCUCGCACACUGUUCGUAUCCUCCCACCGGCGUCGCGCACUAUUUACGCUGCCCACCAGUGCUCGCGACUCUUCGCGCACAAGAGCAUCGGAAGCCUUUUUGUUCGCGUGGAGUGCCAGCUCAGGCUGUAGAAAUGCCUCUUCUGGAUGAAUGCUCUCUACCCAGAGACUGCCCUCAAACUGUGCCUGUGAUCAUAGUUGGAAAUGGUCCUUCAGGUAUCUGCUUAUCAUAUCUACUGAGCGGCUAUACUCCUUACCUAGAUCCGGCAGCUGAGCAUCCAAAUCCCAUACUUUACCACAAACUACAAAAGGCUAAGCAUCUACCUAUUACAGAGCAGGAUCUGGAGUACCUGUGUGAGGGUUUAGAGGGUCGUUCAGGCAACCCAGUGGCUGUACUCUUCGAUACACUACUUCAUCCAAAUGCUGACUUGGGCUAUGAGAUUCCUUCAGUUCUGCAGUGGAAGCUGGAGAAGCAGCACCACACUCCCCAUCUGGUACUAGGAAAGGGCACACCAGGGGGAGCCUGGCAUGCAAUGGAAGGAUCUAUUCUCACCAUUAGUCUAGGUAUUUGGAUGGAGCUGCCAGGGGUGAACUACAGGGAUAUUAUCCCUGAAAAAAGGAGGAACGUGACCAAUGACCGGGCCACUCCAGACGAGCUCUCAUCCUACUACAAGAAUUAUGUAAAGAUCAUGGGUCUCCAGAAGAACUUUGUAGACAACACCUAUGUCACCUCCAUUCAAAAACUCUACCGUGAUCAUGACAUUAACCUUGAAAAAGAACAUGGGAUUGAAAAUGACACCAAACUUGGUCAGAGGAACAGAAUAGAAAACCAUGGCAGUCAAAACGGAACAGAAAACAGCAACAAUGGUAGAGACAAUGGGUUUUGUAACGGUUUCAAAAAUGGAACAGAGAAUGGAAGAGGUAAAUCAGGAGAGGAGGAGAACAAGAAGAAAAAGGACAUGGAGGGAUUUGGAGACAACAGGAUUCCUAAGGGGUUUUCACAAGGACUAUGGGAGGUCAGGGGUUACCAGGAGCUGCCGGGUGACACCCAUAUUCCUUUCUGCCUAUUUGCAGAGAACGUCGUCCUAGCAACAGGGGCGUCUGAUUUGCCAGCUCGCUUAGGUGUGGAAGGGGAAGAUUUUCCUUACGUCUUCCACAGCGUGCGUGACCUUGGCAUAGCCGUCAACCACCAUGAGAAUUUGGGCCCCACUUCUGACCCAGUCCUGGUGGUUGGGGCAGGUCUUUCUGCAGCUGAUGCUGUGCUGUGUGCCUACAACAACAGCAUUCCUGUGCUGCAUGCUUUCCGUAAGCAGACCGAUGAUCCCGGGCUAAUCUUCAAACAACUACCAAAAACGCUAUACCCUGAGUAUCACAGGGUCUAUCACAUGAUGUGUUCUCAGACCUACCUGACAUGUCCCAUUGCCAAACAUGGUGCCAACCCUGUAGUUCAUAAUGCUUCCACACAAUUAUAUCCAGACUAUACCAGCUUCCCUGAGCAUUGCGUGCAUUCUUUUCAGCCUGACAUGCACUGCAUAUUAAGGGGAUCGAAUGGCGUUCUGAGAGCCUUCAAAGUCUCAAUGGUGCUGGUUCUAAUUGGAACCUAUCCUAGUCUGUCAUUCUUGAAGGAUCAAGGUCGGUACCUGGGGUUGGACCCCAGCAGGCCCAUCUCAUGCAGGCACAACCCAGUGGACAUAAACCCUUACACAUUUGAAUGCAGUGCUGAGCCAGGCCUUUAUGCCAUGGGUCCCCUGGUUGGGGACAAUUUUGUGCGCUUCCUGAAGGGAGGCGCUCUGGGCAUUGCAAGCUGCCUGCUCAAGAGACUGAAGCAGUUGAAGAUGAAAGGGAAACUGAUUGGUGAUGAAGGGGAUAGUAAAGGAGGAGGGGGGUUUGUCUGAAGUCUGCGGAAUCAUUUUUAUAAAGGAAGUGGUAAACUAUUUUUACAUCUAUUUUUAACUAUCCAGCUUUCUUAACGUUUUUAAUGUAAGCAAAAUAUGCAUUUGACUGUAGACUAGAGGAGAAUGUACCCAUGACUGCAGUACAACAGAAUGGGUAAGAAAGGUAUUUGGUAUCAUGUGUGGAAAAAUGUGCCAAAUUUUUUAUAAUGUUUAGGUUACUCAGGCUAAUGUUGCAGGUUGUCAUGAUAUUGCACAUACUGUUUUGUUUACUUGUUAAUACUGCAGAUGCUUUAAGACACUCAUCCCAUAAAUGCAAUGAAACACAAAUGAUUUUUAGUCUCAUGCAAGCAUGGGCAGUCAGAUAUGAAGCACAUGGGAGCCAAUAACAAGGAAGAAUCCUGGCUGCUCAAGCAGCACUACAUGUUUACAGCAUUCAUGCACAUGUCAUUUGUAACUUAAUUAUCCUGGUUAGUGGUGUUUCUGUGGUUUAAGCUACUAAUUUGUUUAUAUUUUGGGGAAGUGAACCAAUUAAGUUCAUUCAAAAAUAUCCCUGUGGGGAAGAUCAGGAUUGUUUGUAUGGGAGCAGGAUGGGUCAAAAGUGUCAGAAUUCCUAGGGAGAAGGCAGGAAGUGGAUUAAACAUGGUCUUGAGCAUAUUUCUUAACCCACAUUGACUGAAUAGGAGACUUAAAUAUUAACUACCUGAUUCCACAUCUGUAAAAUCUGUCCUCACAUGUUUUUGGAUUGUUUAGGUGAUGAGAUGAUGAUACAGCAUGAUGCUUUAGACCGAGCAACUAAUUGAUACCUGUGGGUUUUUAGGUGUUUAUAUAAAAACAAUUCUCAUUAACGUAAAGCCGUAACCUCUGGAAAAGACUCAACGUGAAUCGAUCUAAUUGAUUUGCUUCCCAUGAAAAGUUUCUAGUCUUUCAUAUUGUUGAUGGCUGACCAGAUCAGUUACCUGUUAUUUCUGAUCCAGUCAAAAAAAAAAAACAUAUGGCCUUGUCAGUGUCUUGUUAUUGAGAAUUUAAACAACUUGUAAAUUAUGUAUUAAUUAAUUCUAUUUAAUUUUACUGAUCUUUCUCCUACUUUUUUUCUUUUAUACUCAAAGUCAGGCUGUGACCACAUGGCCGAAGGGCUAGUGAGACUACAGGGUUUUUAUUCCAGCCAAACAAGAAUAUCAUCUGAUCCCAACUAUUUUAUCAUUUGAUCUGUUUGGCUGGAAUGAAAGUCAAGAGUACAUUAAUCUUCCUAUGCAUGUCCUUACGACAGGUAAGGGAUGUUGCAUCGUAGCCUGAAGAAUAUGUAGGUACAGUUAAGUUGCCAAAAAUAAGAAAAUAAAAUGUUACAUAAUUGUCUGAAUUAUGAACUGAAUUUGUGCGAAUGCUCAAAGUGAAUGCUU
Molecule: messenger RNA, 3508 nt
Organism: Hemibagrus wyckioides
Lineage: Eukaryota; Metazoa; Chordata; Actinopteri; Siluriformes; Bagridae
Gene: osgin2
Product: oxidative stress induced growth inhibitor family member 2
Exons: 6
Coding region: 351-2111 (586 amino acids)
Source: RefSeq, a predicted model, not a curated record